AUGAGCUCACUAUCAGAUAAUACUUCCUUUUCAAGCAGCUCAACACCCUCCACCUCAUUCUUAGCAACCAAUUCGCAUCGAGAAUCACUAAUUUUCGAUGACUCGUCGAGCCUUCAACAACUCGAGUGUCCUAUAUGCAACGAGACAAUGAUUUCUCUACGCCAGCUCAACCAACAUCUCGACGACCUCCACGGCGACACGUCCGUCGACCAGAAAGACGGAAUACUGAACUGGUUCAAAAAUGCACAGAGCACCAUUGGAAAACAACUCUCGAAAACGACUCCGCUUGCGAAAAAUAAACUAUCGAGCAUCUCGAAGGAUUUGUCGCAGACAGUAAUCAGCAAGUUUAGUGAACUUGAUGUUGGGGCUGUGCUUGACGAGCAGCCGGACUAUGUUACGAAGGCGCACUGGCAAAAAGAGAGUGAGCAUGAUUGUUGUUCGAGCGCGGGUUGUGACAAGAUGCUGAAUCUAAAACACGGGAGGCAGAAUUGUAGAAAAUGUGGAAAACUAUUUUGCGAUUCUCACUGCCAAUUGCAAAUGCGUUUAAAUAAACAGGCACAGCAUGAUCCAGUUGACGGAUUAUGGUGUAGAGCGUGUGAAGAUUGCUAUCAAUCGCGAGAGGGAUAUCUGGAUACUCGAGGUGUUGUCAGAACACAUACAGCAGCUUUUGUCAAAGCUCGUCAUAAAGGUCUAGAAAAAGCACAUUUGGAAGGGAAUCGAUUGGAGAAAAGACUUGAAAAACUUGCUAGAUUAUAUGCAACACCUGCAAAACCUGUCAUUUCUGGCAACCCGAGUUUAACUCCUCCAUUACCCACCUUGAAACAUCGACGAAGAGCUUCUGAACAGUCGAUUGUAAAAUGGGAGGAUGAUGCUUCCGUGACAAAUUGUCCUAUUUGUGGAAAUUCAUUCGGCAAAAUUACAAAUCGUAAACACCAUUGUCGGUUGUGCGGGCGAGUUAUCUGUGAAAAAUGUUCAUCGAAAGUUUCUCUGAAUCUAAAUAAUUGCAGUUCAGAAUCGGAACAAGAUUCAGUAGGUGAAGUUCGUGUCUGUCGAGAAUGUCGAACUGCAGUAUUCAGGCAUGUAAAAAUAUCGCGUAAAGAAUAUAAUGAUGAAAUAGCGAAACAACCACAUAUUGUCUUGCUGUAUCAGAAAUUAACGAAAAUUCGGUUCGCAAUCGAUGCUACUUUACCUAAAUUUCAGGAUAUGCUCGAUAUGUUACAGAACAAAGAAAUUGUGAAUCAGACACAUGCAGAUUAUCAACUUGCAGCUCGAACACGCAAAGAAUUACUAGAAAAUUUUGCACAAUUUGAUUCCAUCAGUAAAAAAAUCAACGCGUUACCAAAAGCGAAUGACUCAGAAAAACGCGAGGAGAAAAUCCGACAGCAAGUGGCGGUGUUGGUGGAACAGAAGAAAUUAGUCGAGGGUUAUAUUCAAGAGGCGUCAAAGAAAAGAAAGAUUGAUGAUGUUAAGACAUUGAAGGCGUCUCUUGAUGAAUUAGAAAUAGAGAUUAAUAAAAAGAAGAAAGAACUUGGCGAAUUGUGGUGA
Ambispora gerdemannii is the source of this 1545-nucleotide messenger RNA. The record is from the annotation of a GenBank genome assembly. Lineage: Eukaryota; Fungi; Glomeromycota; Glomeromycetes; Archaeosporales; Ambisporaceae.